CUGUACUGGACAGCUCACUUACCGGCUGUCAGCUGAACAUAUUCUGCUUUUAUUCGUUUACUUAUCGUGUUACCGUAAUAUGGCUGGCUGUACCUUUGUUGCCAGACUUUUGCCGUUGGCGAGAGGCCGCUUUUGUAAUAACAUGUCUCUUCCCGUACGCACAGCUACCCGUGCCUUUUCCUGCACUUUAACUUGUUCACAGCUUCAGCAAGUCCACGGGGUCAGCGCUUUAACGGGGAAAGUGGACCGAUUCGGUGGAGUGACAGUGAACCUGGCUGAGGUCGGAUUGCCGGGUGACAUUAGCGAGAGCUCAUUCAGCGGUCUACUGCAAGAUUCUUUAGCCCAGUGGAAAGCAGAGGGGAAGGCAGCAGUGUGGCUUCGAGUACCCAUCUCGCUGAGUCGAUGUGCUGCCGCCGCCUCAGCUCAGGGCUUCACCUUCCAUCAUGCCAGAAACGACUACGCCAUGCUGGCUCUUUGGCUGGGAGAGGGGGAGAGCAGACUUCCAGGUUUUGCAACUCACCAAAUUGGAGUGGCAGGUGCAGUUGUUGAUGAGUCCAGUGGAAAGGUCCUUGUUGUCCAAGACAGAAAUAAGACAAAGAAUGCUUGGAAGUUUCCCGGUGGUUUGUCUGAUCCAGGAGAAAAUAUUGGUACGACUGCGGUUCGUGAAGUGUUUGAGGAAACUGGCGUUCGCUCCGAGUUCAGAUCUCUGCUAAGUAUCCGGCAGCAGCACAACCACCCCGGUGCCUUCGGCAUGUCUGACAUGUACAUCAUCUGCCGGCUGAGCCCGCUAACCUACGAGAUCAACUUCUGCACUCAGGAGUGUCUACGCUGCGAGUGGCUGGACAUCAGCGAGCUGGCCAAAACCAGCGAGACCACGCCCAUCACCUCUCGCUUAGCCAGUCUUCUGCUUCAUGGCCUGGAGCACGGCUUUGAUAAGAUUGACCUCAACAUGGAGGAGCUUCCUGCUGUUUACUCUGGGAGGUUUUACCAGUUAUAUUACAGACAGCUUCCCAUACUGAAAUUAUAGGAGC
Molecule: messenger RNA, 1031 nt
Organism: Pelmatolapia mariae (spotted tilapia)
Lineage: Eukaryota; Metazoa; Chordata; Actinopteri; Cichliformes; Cichlidae
Gene: nudt6
Product: nudix (nucleoside diphosphate linked moiety X)-type motif 6
Exons: 5
Coding region: 80-1027 (315 amino acids)
Molecular function (GO): ADP-ribose diphosphatase activity; NADH pyrophosphatase activity; NAD binding
Source: RefSeq, a predicted model, not a curated record